Molecule: messenger RNA, 1433 nt
Organism: Plutella xylostella (diamondback moth)
Lineage: Eukaryota; Metazoa; Arthropoda; Insecta; Lepidoptera; Plutellidae
Source: RefSeq, a predicted model, not a curated record
GAGAUUUCAAAAGACUGGCUGGCGAUAAUUUUUGACAAAAUAAAAAAGAAAAUUUGACGAAUGAAGUAAAAAAACAAAACACGGCAGAAGAAAUUUUGACUUCGUGUCAUUCAGAUGAUUUUUAUAUAAAAAGUGAAAUUUUAAAAUAAAGUCAAAAUUAUCUAGUAAAAAUAAAAAUAUCGAAUAAUUUUUGAUGUAACUUUACAAAUUACAAAGUAAAAUUAAAUAAAUAAACCCUCUCCUCCAUAUUUAUUUCAUCUUCGGUUGGACCCAAUUCCCAGUCAAAAUGUGUUCACCUUGCGGCCCCAUGGUUUGCUACAAAUAUGAAGACUGCGGUCCUCCGAAACGCUCCGAACUCGAGGAGGAGGAGGGGAGUGGCUCCGAAAAAAAGGGUGACAAAGGAAAGCAGCUGAAACGAACGAAGAGUCGGGAGCUGCGCGGCGGGAUCUUGUACUACAGCUGCGACUGCAUCAAGCGGAACGGGCUGCAGCACGAGUGCCGGCGCACGGGCUGCGGGGGCGAGCCGCCCUGCCUGGUGCUGCCGGAGCCGGUGUGCGCACCGAGCCAGCGGGCGCGCGCGCGCGGCCUCGCGCCGCCCCUCCGCGUGCCCGGCGCCGCCCCCGCCGCCGCCACCGCCGCCGCAACCAAGCGCUUCAUAGUCUGCGAGCUCAAGGCCACCCUCCCGGAGAUGGCGCCACCGCAGCAGCAAGAGAAGUCCGCGGACAAAUGCUGUAAGUGCUGCCUUAAAAACAUCAAACCUCCAAUUUGCUGCAAAUGUCCGCCGAAAGAGCCCCAGUCGCCAAAAGAACCUUCGUCACCACAAGAGCCUCAGCCCUUGAAACAGCCUGUUGAUUCCUAUGAACUAAUAAAGGAAGUAUUUUCUAAUAAGCUGUCCCAGGCCCCCAAUGACCCACCAAUGAAGGGUACUAGUUGCUGUAAUAGAUCGCGUAAGCAGUCGCCUCCAAUGCUGAUUGACGAAGGUUAUGUGGAAAUGAUACUGGAGCAGUUUGAAAAGAAGGAUGUUAAAUCUGAUAGGUCUGGAGGGGGUGGUACGGGGCGCGGCGCGGGGAGCGCGGGGGAGUGCCGGCGGCCGGGCUGCCUGCACUGGAAGCCUCCCGCGCCGUGUGUGUGGGACCAGCCGUGCCGGGCCGACUGCUUCGAGACGCAUCCUGGUCACCAUACUAAAGUCAUUAGUCCUCCUCGCGAUUCAGAGGCAAAGGGCGAAGCCCCGGCCCCUCGAACUAAGUAUAAGCUACUGACUGGGUCGUGUGUCGCAGGUUGCGGCGAAGUGCAGGGCGCUCCCGGCGCACCGGCUGCAGGCAUGCCCGUGCUGAUCAUGAAGAUGCUCUGAAGAAUGGCUCCCUAACUCAAGUUUUAAGAAAAAGUGUAAAAUGUUAUGAAUCGUAAAAUAAAAUGAUGUCCUGUUUUGUGAA